Laccaria bicolor S238N-H82 is the source of this 483-nucleotide messenger RNA. RefSeq lists its product as uncharacterized. The coding region runs from base 1 to 381 and encodes 126 amino acids. The transcript has a single exon. NCBI's taxonomy places the organism in Eukaryota, Fungi, Basidiomycota, Agaricomycetes, Agaricales, Hydnangiaceae. The record is from RefSeq and is a predicted model, not a curated record.
AUGCAAAUUGAUCAUAAACGAGAUGCUUCUCUGACAAUUCACAGGCACUUGUUCAGACCUCUAUUAGCUCUGAUCCUUGCCUGCUCAAUCAUCCAGUACGCCCCAAGUUCAAAGUUCACACCAGUUUUGCAUAUAUGCGCAUCGCAGGAGUCGGAAAGGAAGUGGUGGCUAGUGUUCGCAAGUUCAGUUCAGUCCGGUUUUUUGCCCCCAAAAUGCGCAACCGUGGACCGCAACCGGUCUAGGACCGACCCAGAUAUUGAGGGAACCGAACCGAACCACCUAGGACCGGUCUUUUUCGGUCUAUGGAGCCGGUUCAGACCGAUCCAGACCGGUUUUUUUGCGUAUAAUUUAUUAUACCAAUAUAAACCAUUUGUAUCUUGACUAUUAUUACUCUGAAAAAUAAACGGGUUGUAUGAAAUAGUAAAGCAUGUAAAUACACGUCAUUCUAUCAAUUUUGAAGAGAUUUAAUGAAGAUUUGACAUA